Sclerotinia sclerotiorum 1980 UF-70 is the source of this 843-nucleotide messenger RNA. RefSeq lists its product with no specific name. Gene Ontology annotation, molecular function: cellulose binding. The transcript is spliced from 2 exons. The coding region runs from base 1 to 843 and encodes 280 amino acids. Gene Ontology annotation, cellular component: extracellular region. Gene Ontology annotation, biological process: carbohydrate metabolic process. The record is from RefSeq and is a predicted model, not a curated record. Lineage: Eukaryota; Fungi; Ascomycota; Leotiomycetes; Helotiales; Sclerotiniaceae.
AUGAAGUGCAACGCCAUCAUCCUCGCCAGCUUCGCGCUCGGCCAAUCAGUCAUGGCAUCAAACAUCCAUCGUCCUGGAGGCCACUUCCAAGUUCAAGCCUUCAAUGGAACAGCUCCUCCGUUCCCAUCUGGAACUGGACACCCAUCGGGAACUGGGCACGCAUCUGGUUUCCCUCGCCCAAGCGGAAAACCAUCCCACACCCACACCAAGUCCAAGAAGCCUUGUAAGACCAAGUCAUCCUCUGCGGUAGCAUCUUCUGGCGCAGCGACUUCUGCUGCAGCACCUUCUGACGUAUCAACUUCCGCUGCAGCAACUUCCGCUGCGGCCACUAGCUCCGAAGCUCCUGUCGUCACUUCUGCGCCAGCAGUCAGCUCCGAUCUUGUUCCAACAAGCAGUGUUCCAUACACAACUUCACUCACAAACCUCCUUUCUGAGACCGUCGUUGUCACUGUUACCCCAGAACCUGCAACUUCUCUUCCAGAAGCUUCAACCUCCACAGCCGCCGCUGUCCCAACAACUUUGAAGAGCUCUGCUGUAGACAACUCAUCAACAUUCAUUGCUUCAUCAUCCUCUUCCAAGGCCUCAGCAAGUUCUCUUCCACCAUACCCAACAACCUUUUCAACUGGUGCCUCCCCUACCAUUGCUUCUACCGGCUUUGCCUCUACCGGUUUCGCUUCUGGAACUGGUGCUGCCGCUUACCCAACAGGCUCCUUGGUCGCUGCCUACUACCGAUGUGGAGGAAUUGGUUACACCGGAUCAACCAACUGUGUUGAGGGUACCUACUGCAAAGUUCAGAACCCAUACUACUCCCAAUGUAUCUACGAGGAGUCUUAUUGGUCUUAG